Molecule: messenger RNA, 457 nt
Organism: Westerdykella ornata
Lineage: Eukaryota; Fungi; Ascomycota; Dothideomycetes; Pleosporales; Sporormiaceae
Exons: 4
Coding region: 35-367 (110 amino acids)
Biological process (GO): mitochondrial electron transport, ubiquinol to cytochrome c
Source: RefSeq, a predicted model, not a curated record
CUCCCACGAACAGCGCCCCAUCACAUCCUUCACAAUGUCGCUAAGAGCUUCGUCCCUCACCGGCCAGCACGCGCCCCCGCAAUUCGGCCGCACUCCUACCUCUAUCUCUUCCAGGGGCGCGCCGUAUGCGGCUUAUAAGAGUCCUUUUGCACCUGCAUACAAGACUGCGCCCCACUGGCACGGCAUCACGCUCAAGACUGCUGUGAAAUAUGGCACCCUCCUCGGCGGCUUCGGCGGCGUCGCCGGCAUCUUCGCCCUCUUCUUCUUCGCCGAGGUGCCUCGCGUGCGGGACGACAUCAUCCUCAAGAUCCCGUUCCUGGAGCCGUUCUUCAAGAAGGAGAUUGCGCCCGAGGAUAACCCGUUCUAAGCGGAAAACGAGGCUUUUGUGGGAAAAGUGAGUUAUGGUUGGGGUUCGCAUGGGGAAGAUGUAUCAGUACAUAGAUGGAGAAAGGGGAGG